Rhizophagus irregularis DAOM 181602=DAOM 197198 is the source of this 423-nucleotide messenger RNA. The record is from RefSeq and is a predicted model, not a curated record. Lineage: Eukaryota; Fungi; Glomeromycota; Glomeromycetes; Glomerales; Glomeraceae.
AUGUUUAAUGUUCUUUUGUUAUCUAAAUCGGCAAUCACUACGCUACCACUAUUUGUGAUGCCAACUUGCACCUAUUGUAAUAAAGUUUUUAAAGACCGGCAGGUCUUGGGUAAUCAUAUAAGAACUCACUUGGAUGAUAGUGAUAAAGAUAUACCAUUAACAAAUCAAUCAUUUCAUGAUACAUCAAUCCAAAUUCAUAAUCCAAACAUAUUUACAGAAGAAACAAAUGUGACAAUACAUGUUGAACGGAAUAUACAUGUUGAACGAAGAUCAAAUGAUAAUCAGCAAGAGGAAAUUACCUUUGACGCUGAUGGUGAUGCGCAAAACAUUAACAUUUCUUCUUCUGCCGAAUCUCAAAGUGAUGAUGAAGAAGUAGCAAAUUUCUCUGAUAAUGAAUCUAUGACAGAAUCGUCAGAUGCAUAG